Molecule: messenger RNA, 5754 nt
Organism: Auxenochlorella protothecoides
Lineage: Eukaryota; Viridiplantae; Chlorophyta; Trebouxiophyceae; Chlorellales; Chlorellaceae
Product: Helicase swr1
Exons: 28
Coding region: 1-5754 (1917 amino acids)
Cellular component (GO): Swr1 complex
Molecular function (GO): ATP hydrolysis activity; ATP-dependent chromatin remodeler activity; ATP binding
Source: RefSeq, a predicted model, not a curated record
AUGGCAUCCUCGGAUGACGAGGUCCAUCAUGGCUCCUACCUGGGUGACUCCCAGUGGGAGGACGACCAAUCCCAGGAGGACGUACGAGACAGAGUCGUCAAGCAAGCGGCGGUCAUCCGCGACAUGCGGGCAGCCACCAAGGUGGCGCGCUCCAACAAGGAUCUUGAAUCCAGGGUCCUGGUCCGGGCCAGGGAGGAGGAGAGGGCGCUGCGGCGGCGGGCGGCCUGGAUCGGCAAGGAGGUCAUGUCCUUUUGGGAAAAGGCGGGACGCGUGGUCGCCCACCGACGUCGCACGGAGAUGGAUGCACGCAAGAAGGAGAUCAUGGACAAGCAGGUUGGUGCGGAGCUGGAUUUCCUGCUGGGCCAGACUCAAAAGUACUCUAGCAUGCUGGCAGAGAGGCUGGGGACAGAGGAGGGCGGAGACCUGGGACCUGCGCCCCGCUGCGCCAGCCCGGCCGGCCAGGCGGUUCCCCGGGAGGCCAAGACCAGCGAGUAUGGUGCUGACUCCGACGACGCCGACGACGAGGCGACCCUGGAGGAGGAGGAGGCGGCUGCGCUCGCUGAAGGCUACAGCCGACAGGCCGAGAAGGAGGAGAUCGAUGGGCUGGCGGCGGAUGCAGAUGUGCCCCUGGGGCAGCUGCUGGCGGCGUAUGGAGUUCCUGUGGCUGAGCAGCGGGCGGCGGAGAUGGACCUCGCGGAUCUCAUGGCGCGUUACGGCUACGUUCGGCCCGGGUCGGGGGAGGAGUGGGAGCAAGAAGGCGCGGCGCGUGAGCAGGAGGCAGCCACGAGGCGGGACGCCGAGGAAGGGACCGGCCGGCGAGGCACGGACGCAGCUGGCGGCGCACCCCCGCAGCUCGGGGCCCCGGCGACGGCGGGCACGCAAGCUGUUUCUGUGUCGGGGGUUGAUGGUGCCGUGCCUUCCUCUGCCCCCGCCCCUGGCCACUCUGCCCUCGCCACCGAGGAGGAGGGGGAGGGCCCCGCCGGCGACCAGACCAUGGCGGGGGCCCUGGCGGCCAUGGCCCAGGUCCAGCCCACGGGACACACCCUGGACACCACCCACGUCGUGACCCAGACCCCCUUCCUCCUCAAGGGCACGCUGCGGGAGUACCAGCACAUCGGCCUGGACUGGCUGGUCACCCUGUAUCAGAAACGACUCAAUGGCAUCCUGGCGGACGAGAUGGGGCUGGGCAAAACCAUCCAGACCAUCUCCCUGCUGAGCCACCUCGCCUGCGAGAAGGGUGACUGGGGUCCGCACCUGGUGGUGGUGCCAACCUCGGUCAUGCUGAACUGGGAGAUGGAGUUCAAGAAGUGGUGCCCCGCCUUCAAGCUGCUCACCUACUAUGGCAGCGUCAAGGAGCGGGCGGCCAAGCGCCAGGGCUGGUCCAAGCCCAACGCCUUCCACGUCUGCAUCACCUCCUACACCCUGGUCUUGCAGGAUGCUCGCAUGUUCAAGCGGAAGAAGUGGAAGUACCUGAUCCUGGACGAGGCGCACAUGAUCAAGAACUGGAAGAGCCAGCGCUGGCAGACCCUGCUCAACUUCAACUCCAAACGGCGCCUGCUCAUCACCGGCACGCCGCUGCAGAACGACCUGAUGGAGCUUUGGAGCCUCAUGCACUUCCUCAUGCCCCAGGUGUUUGCGAGCCACGCCCAGUUCAAGGACUGGUUCUCCAACCCCCUGACGGGAAUGGUGGAGGGGUCUGCCGAGAUGAACCGCGCCAUUGUGGAGAGGCUGCACGCCGUCCUCCGCCCCUUCCUCCUGCGCCGCCUGAAGAGGGACGUGGAGAAGCAGCUGCCCGCCAAGCACGAGCACGUGGUGUACUGCAGGCUGUCCAAGCGCCAGCGCCAGCUGUACGAGGAGUACAUGGCCUCCAGCGGGACGCGGGCGACGCUGGCCACCGGCAACUUCCUGGGCAUCAUCAACUGCCUCAUGCAGCUGCGCAAGGUGUGCAAUCACCCAGACCUGUUUGAGCCCAGGCCCAUCAUCUCAGCCUUCGACAUGGUGCCCGGGCUGGAGUUCCGCGUGCCUGGCUUGGUGGCGUGUAACCUGCUUUCCUUAGACCAGAGUCUGCGGCAAGGGGGGCCCUUUGACGCCCUUCGAUACGGCACGGCCCUGUGGGCAGCGCUUGCGACCCGUGCCGCCGCCGAGCUGGCGGCCUCGUGCGUCAUCGGUGCCUGCACCGAGUCGGAGACGCGCUCGAGAUUGCUGCCCACCCAGGCCCUCGUCUCCGGCUCCCUGGCGUGCGCCCUGGGCUGGGAGCCCAGCACCGCGGCCCUGCAGGCGGUGCAUGCAGCCCUGGGGCAGCUGGCGGCGAGGGCGAGGGCGUGGCGGGCCGGGCGCCUGGCCGCGAUGGGCGGCCUGUCGGCGCUGCGCGCCGGCGCCGCCCUGCCGCCGGUGGGCGUCGACGCGGAGGCGCUGCUGCGCCUGGAAAGGCCCGAGGACGUCCACAGGCUGGACGCCAGCCGCUGUCGGCACCUGGAAGUCUCCGAGUUUUUGAAGGAGGCGAUCCUGCUCCCGGAAGCACGCCUGGCGCGGAUGGAGGACCUCCUCCUGACCUUCCUGUGCUACAUCCCAAAGGCGCGGGCCCCGGCACCCACCCUGGUUUGUUCCCGCCCAGACCCCAGCUCGGUUGUCGCAGCAGCCGCCGCCUCCCGGGCCCUGGCACAGACCUGGUACAGCAGGGGGGAGGUGCUGCACCUCGCCCGCACCCGCACCAGCCUCUUCUUCCCUGACAAGCGGCUGAUCCAGUUCGACUCGGGCAAGCUCCAGGAACUGGCGGGGCUGCUGGCGCGGCUGAAGGCGGGCGGCCACCGUGCGCUCAUCUUCACCCAGAUGUCCAAGAUGCUGGAUGUGCUGGAGAGCUUCCUCAGCCUGCAGGGCCACACCUACGUCCGCCUGGACGGGGCCACCAAGCCGGAGCAGCGCCAGAUGCUCAUGCAGCGCUUCAACACGGAUCCCAAGAUAUUCUGUUUCAUCCUUUCCACCCGGUCGGGUGGGGUCGGCAUGAACCUGGUGGGCGCCGACACCGUCAUAUUCUACGACUCAGACUGGAAUCCGGCCAUGGAUGCCCAGGCUCAGGACAGGUGCCACCGCAUCGGACAGACCCGCGAGGUGCACAUCUACCGCAUGAUCAGCCAGCACACCAUCGAAGAGAACAUCCUGAAGAAGUCUGACCAAAAACGCCAGCUCGACUUCUUGGCCAUCCAGUCUGGCGGCUUUACCACAGAGAUGCUCACCAAGCUUGAUCCUGCCACUCUUAUCGCUGAGACGGCGAUGGGUCUGAAGGUGGGGGAUCCGGCCUCCGGGCAUGGUGUGAGCGUCAAGGAGCCAUCCUCUGACGAGGUGGCGGCCGCCAUGGCCGCCGCCGAGGACGAGGGGGAUGCCGCGGCAGCCACUGCGCUUGCCAAAGAAACCGCGGCGGAGAUGGACGAGUUCACCAAGUCAUCUGCUGCUGCUGCCUCUUCGUCGUCCCCCGAGGCAGCCACGGUGGACGAGGCAGCCGCAGGCACGGCGGAGGCAGUAGAUGAAGGACCCUUGGCGGCCGAUUGGGCCUCUGCCUUGCGACCGGUGGAGCGGUAUGCCGUUCGCUGGCUGGAGAAUGAGGUGCAAGCGCAGUACACGGUGGCGGAGUUUGACAUCGAGGGCAUGGAGGCCGCCGAGGAGGAAAGGGAGGCGGAGAUUGACGAGGAUGAGGAGCAGACCCUGGUCGCGGACUGGGACACGGGCAUGGCCACUGAGGCCUAUCGGGCGCAGGUGGAGGCAGCCCAGGCCGAGGCACGAGAGCGGGAAGAGGCCGAGGCGGCCUGGAUACAGCGGGGCAAGGCCGGCGCCAGUCGCGGCGGCGGAGGCAGCAGCGGCGAGGAGGACACCGCCCUGUCGCCGCGGGGCCGGGCGCGAGCUGGAAAGCGCGAGCGGAGGGCGGCGGGGGCCAGCCUGCCCCUGGUGCCCCCGCCGUGGGAGGUCCAGGAGGACCUGGUGCUGUGCCUGGCCCUCCAGCACCUGCUCUCGACUGGGCAUGGGCGCGAAGAAAGCGCGGCGGCCUGGAGGCUGGUGGCCCAUGCCCUGGCCUCCGGGGCCGCCGCCACGACGCAGGCUGGCGUGGGCACCGCCGUCCGCCAGGGCCGCGGCAGGCGCCCGGAGGACUGCGCGGCGCGGUUCGCAGGCAUGGCCGCAGCGGCGCAGCGCGGCGACGAUGCGGUGCGGCGCGCCGCCGCGGCGCUCGCCGAAGUGCUGAGGGCGGGGUGGAGUGUGCACGGCGGGGAGGAUGCGGACGGCCGCGGGCCCGGCGGGCCCAUCCCGUGGGGCGACGGUCUCCCCCCCGGCGAUGGCGCGGCGGCAGGCAGCGACACGCCAGCGAGGACCGUCGGCCCGUCGCAGGCCGCCGCCGCCGCGGUGGUCGUCGCGCUCUCGGCCGCCCGAGCCCGACAGCGCGCGUCGGGUGCGCGGGGUCUGACCGCGGUGGGCGGCGCCCUGGCGGGCCUCCUGUCCGGUGUCAUUGCGGGGCAGCAGGUCAGCCCGGCCGUCAAGACGGAGGGUGCCGGGGACGGCGGUGCCGGAACGGCAGACUUCCCAGAGCCAGGCCAGGUGGAGAGCGUGCUGGCGGCCGUGAGGCAGCGGUGCGGGUCGGGGGCCGCGCGAGUCAUCGCGGGGCGGGUGCCGCUGGUCGUCGAGACGGCCCGUAUGGAGGGGUGCCGCGCUGCCAGGGAGGCCCUGGAGCACGCCUUCUCCCGGCCGUCCUCGGAGCUCAGCCGGGGGGUGGCCUCCCCGCGUGCGGGGGUUGCCCAGGCGGCUGCAGGGCCCCUCAGCUCCCGACCCCGGACUUCGCUGCGCGCCGGUGUCGCUGCAGCUGUCGCUGCUGCCACCAUUCCUGCGCCCUCGGUGGGCCCGGCUCUGGCGCAGCCUCCUGGAGCGUACACUGCGCCGAGGUCGGGCCCUGCACCCGCCGCGUCGCGGCCGGGCGUGCAGCCCCCUAGGGUCGAGGCUGGCCGACAGACGAACGCCUCGCCAACAAGCGGCAGGCUCCAAGGUGGUGUGGAGAGCCACUGGCACGCCGGGCCGGGCAGCCCCAGGCAGUGGGGAGGUGCCGCGGCGCCGGAGGGUGGACAGGCAGGCGCUGGCGGUCGCCCGGGCGCCUCACAUCCGGGCGCCUGGCCUGUGCUGCCCGAUGGGCGGCCGCCCCAACAAUGGGCCCGAUCCUCGGGCCCGCAGCCGGGGCCCCGCCCUCGGCCGCUGGCCGCCCCGCAGCCAGGGCCGCACCCGGCCUUCUCCAUGCAUCCCAAUGCAGGGCAUCUGCUGCAGGGGGGGCCUCCGGCCCAUCAUUACCCACUGGGCGGUGCUCCGCCCCAGGCCAGCCUGCAGGGCUUCCCCACGCCCCAGACCCUCCCGGGCGUGCGCCCGCCGGCCCUGUCCAGCCUGUCCCCCCAGCAGCUGGGCAUGCUGCUGGCCCACAUGCAGGCGCAGCAGGCACAGCAGGCUCGGCUCGCGGCGCUGCACCGUGCCCAGCAGGCCCGCCCCGCGCCCAACCCGGGGCAGCUGCCGCCCGGCUACCUCCAGUGGCCGACGCAGCAGCUCCAGCCAGCGCACGCCCAGCAUGCGGUGCAGGGACAGCAGUACGCAGCGGGCGUGGGGUCGGGCCUGGCGGGGGAGCCACGCCUGGCGACAGGGGCUGCCUCGGGGAGUGAGACCUUAGGGUACACACACGUCCCGAAUGUCGGUUGGCACCCUCCUGCAGAUCCGCAGCUCAAUAACGAGCGGUGA